UACAUUUUUAAGCUGAUGUGCCUUGUGAUAGCUGUAUUUUCCAAAUAAAAUGUCGGCAGAGAACGAGGAAGACGUGAAGCUGUUUCAAACAAUUGGUCUGAGUGAGCAAAAGGCCAAGGAAACUUUAAAAAAUGCUAACAUCACGAAGAAUCUCAAGCUGGCUAUAAACGAGGCAGCUAAACAUGGAGCUAUUACUCAAGAUACUGGCGUAUUGCUGUACCAUCUAGCUUCCAAAACUAAAAAUCAGAUCAUAGAUAAGAUACCAUUUAUUACUAAUUAUAUAGUCGAGAAGAAAUUAGAUAGUGUACAGAGGAUUGAUGCUGCAAUGGCUCAUCUAUUGGCUAAUGUGGGUAAUGCUGUUGAUAUAGCUAAGUUUGAAGAAUUUUGUGGUAUAGGAAUAGUAGUUUUACCUGAACAAAUAGAAGAAGAAGUCGAGAAAAUUAUAAAAGCACACAAAAAUGCAAUAUUGGAAAAGAGAUACCGCUUUAAUUCUGGGCCAUUGAUGCAGCAAGUACGUAAUAUUUUGAAAUGGGCAGAUGGUAAAGCGAUAAAGAAUGAAUUUGAUGUCCAAUUUCUUGAUCUAUUGGGUCCAAAAGUUGAUGCUGAUCUUGCACCAAUACCUAAACAAGUAAAACCAAAGGACAAACAGACGAAAGCGAAAAAGCUGGAAGAUGCAAAGGAAGAACAGGAGUUACUGAAUAGUGAGAAGGGAGGCGCCCAAACUAUAAACGAACUCGUGAAGACUAAAACUCAAUUUCAUAAACCUGGAGAAAAUUAUAAAACCGAUGGAUAUAUUGUAACACCAAAUACACAUUAUUUGCUGCAAAAACAUUUGAAAGCAACUAGUGGCAAAGUGAUAACAAGAUUCCCACCAGAACCCAAUGGAAUUUUGCAUAUUGGACACGCAAAAGCUAUCAAUAUCAAUUUCGGAUAUGCUGCUGCUUAUGGGGGCAUAUGCUAUUUACGAUACGAUGAUACAAAUCCUGAAAAAGAAGAGGAGAAAUUUUUUGUCGGUAUACGGGAGAUGGUGGAAUGGCUCGGUUAUAAACCAGCUGCGAUUACACAUUCAUCGGAUUACUUCCAGCAACUGUAUGACUGGGCCAUAGAACUUAUAAAGAAAGACUUAGCUUACGUUUGUCAUCAAUCCAGUGAAGAAAUGAAAGGUUUCAAUCCUCCACCGAGUCCUUGGCGUGAUAGACCAGUCGAGGAGAACUUACAAUUAUUCAAUGAUAUGAAGGAUGGUUUGUUGGAAGAAGGAGAAGCGACCUUACGCAUGAAAGUGACUUUAGAGGAAGGUAAACAAGAUCCUGUGGCAUAUAGAAUAAAAUAUUCGCCGCAUCAUCGAACUGGUGACAAAUGGUGUAUCUAUCCCACAUACGAUUACACCCAUUGCUUGUGCGAUAGCAUUGAAAAUAUCACUCAUUCUCUCUGUACAAAAGAAUUUCAAUCGCGGAGAUCGUCUUAUUAUUGGCUUUGCAAUUCCUUGAACAUUUAUUGUCCUGUACAAUGGGAAUAUGGCCGAUUGAACGUCAAUUAUACUGUAGUUUCCAAAAGAAAAAUUGCCAAAUUAAUACAAGAAGGAAUAGUGUCUGAUUGGGAUGAUCCCAGAUUGUUUACAUUGUCUGCUCUACGUAGACGUGGAUUUCCACCCGAAGCUAUAAACAAUUUUUGCGCUCAAAUGGGUUUAACUGGUGCACAAGCAACCGUUGAUCCUGCAGCAUUGGAAGCAGCUGUUAGGGAUGUUCUAAAUCUUACUACUCCCCGACAUAUGGUAGUUCUAGAGCCUAUCAAAUUGACUAUAAAAAAUUUUCCUCAAGAGAAAGCCAUAAAGCUCACUGCACCCGAUUUUCCUAACGAGCCAGAGAGGGGACAUCAUGAAAUUACAUUUGAUGAAAUUGUAUAUAUUGAAGCUACCGACUUCAAAGAAAUUGAAGAGAAAGGUUUUAGGCGCUUGACACCAAAGCAAUCUGUAGGCUUAAAGCAUACAGGUACCAUAGUAACGUUUGAAAGUAUCGAGAAGGAUGCCAGUGGUAAUAUUACGAAUAUAAUUGUUAGACAAGAUCCUGUCUCAGAAAAGAAUAAACCGAAAGCAUUUAUACAUUGGGUGUCCUACCCAGUAUUGGCAUCUGUUAGAUUAUACGAGCGUUUGUUUAAGCACAAAAAUCCGGAAGAUGUACAUGAGGUACCGCAUGGAUUUUUGAGUGAUAUUAAUCCAUUCAGCAAAAAAGAAAUUGUAGCGUACAUGGACAACAGUUUAGCUAAAACAGCAAAAGUGUAUGAUAAAUUUCAAUUUGAACGUAUAGGCUUUUUCUCUGUUGAUCCUGAUACUAAACCUAAUAAGCUUGUUUUUAAUCGUAUUGUAACAUUAAAAGAAGAUACAAGAAAGAUGUAAAUAUAUAUUGCAAUACAAUCAUCAAAAUACUGUACUACUAUUUUUACUACUGUUAAGACCUGAAUAUAGACUUUUGUAAAAGCAUAAAGUGUAAGAAAAUCAACCAAUCGGAAUCUUUUAUUUUAUCAUGGAAAGGAAAUGAAGGACGGAAAUGAAGGACUUUGAUUGGUUCAUUUUCUUAUGUAUUAUAUGUUAUACGUUAUAUGCAAAGCUCUGUACUCUGAUACGCUUUUUUCAUGUCGAGAUAAAAUGCAUGCUAUCUGUUUCUGUCUAACGGGAAAGGCGGAUGUGUACAAGAUCUAUGGUUAUAUAUAUAAUAUAUUAUUUUCAAAAAUUUUGUUUUUAAUAUAUCA
Trachymyrmex septentrionalis is the source of this 2745-nucleotide messenger RNA. RefSeq names its product probable glutamine--tRNA ligase (gene GlnRS). Gene Ontology annotation, biological process: glutaminyl-tRNA aminoacylation; translation. The record is from RefSeq and is a predicted model, not a curated record. Gene Ontology annotation, cellular component: aminoacyl-tRNA synthetase multienzyme complex; cytosol; cytoplasm. The transcript has 11 exons. Bases 50 to 2392 code for a protein of 780 amino acids. Gene Ontology annotation, molecular function: ATP binding; glutamine-tRNA ligase activity. NCBI's taxonomy places the organism in Eukaryota, Metazoa, Arthropoda, Insecta, Hymenoptera, Formicidae.